Molecule: messenger RNA, 840 nt
Organism: Leptosia nina
Lineage: Eukaryota; Metazoa; Arthropoda; Insecta; Lepidoptera; Pieridae
Source: the annotation of a GenBank genome assembly
AUGUCUGAACGACUGAAAACUUCGGAUAUCUCCAAUGAGGAUGUAAUUGAAGAUUUAACAAAGAAUAUAGAGUUUUCAUUACGUUCAGACGCCCCAGAAGAUAAUCUAAAUGGUUCAGAGACUGCGGAUGACUCCGAAAACGCCACAGGCGAUAGAAAAGAAAGGCAUCCAGAUUUUGAAGACAUUCCAUUAAAUGCACCUGAAACUUCUGACCCCCAUGAAGAUGACAAAGAAGACAGUGACUCAGAUUCUAUAGAUGAGGUAUCACUGAAAGAUGCCGAAAUGGACUUGACAGAUGAUCAGAAAGAAAAGAGGAAAGGCGUAGCUGAGGAAUUGAAAGUGGUCGGUAAUGACGCCUUCAAACUUGGAGAAUAUGAGUGUAGUAUAGAGAAAUACACGGAAGGCUUAAAAAUCUGUCCGCUCCAGUUCCCCAGACAGCGUGCAAUAUUAUACUGCAACAGAAGCGCUGCUAAAAUUAAGCAAGAACGAUACAAACAAGCAAUAAAAGAUUGUACUAAAGCUAUUGAGUUGGAUGAACAUUAUUUGAAAGCUUAUGUCAGGAGGGCAUGUGCCUAUGAACUAACAGAUAAAUUAGAUGAAAGCCUAGCGGACUAUAAGAAGGUACUAGAACUGGAUCCGAAACAUAAGGAAGCUUUAGAAGCCAGUGUGAGACUACCUCCCAAGAUUGAGGAAAGAAAUGAAAAGUUGAAAACAGAGGUUAUGGGCAAAUUGAAAGACUUAGGUAAUAUGAUCUUACGGCCAUUUGGACUGUCGACAGAGAACUUUAAACUGGAACAGGAUCCUGAGUCGAAAGGAUACAAAAUUAACUUUAAGCAAUAA